AUGGCGACAACAAUAUCAACCCCAGCGCCCACAGACCUGAACACAACCAUGCUCCUCCUCGCCUCAGCAGACCACAACACAUCCGUCCUAACCUCCCUGUUAAAAACCUCAUCCCCGAAUGUCCAGGAUCCGGAUAGCAAGCGGACGCCCCUGCACGCUGCCAUUGCAGGAUGCGACAAAGACGAUCCUCCGGAGAAAUUGAGGGCGGCAGAGGAUACGCUUAAACUGCUCUUGCAGAAUGGGGCCAUUUGGAAUGACUUGGAUAGGGAUGGGGAGACACCAGGGUGUGUUGCGUAUAGGCUUGGGUUGAAGGGGCUGUAUGAGGUUAUGGUUGAGGCGGGGGUUAGGGCUGAACUGAUACUGGCGAGGCUAGGGGGGUGGGAGGAGAUUGAGGAUGAGGACGACGAGGAUGGCGGGGGCGAAGCGGCAGAGGGGGCGGAAAGGGCUGAAGGGGGAGGAAAUGGAAUUGGGGUUGCGGUAGAGGUAGUAUCGGAGGAGAAAGACGUCAACUCGGAAAACUACCUAAAGUCGGAAUUGAAAUAUCAUGAAGACAAACUCCUUGACUCGGACAAUAACAGUGUAAUGAUGGAGUGGGAGAGAGAUAUCAUGGAGCGAAGUGUCGAGGCAUUGCUCCCCGGCGACAAACCAGGAAGAAGUAUUAUGAACAUUGGUUUCGGAAUGGGCAUAUUCGACACAAUAGCCCAGAAGAAAAACGUCGCCAGACACAUAAUUGUGGAGCCCCACAAAGACGUCCUGAGAAAGAUGAAGGAAGAAGGCUGGGACAAGAAGCCCGGAGUAAUGAUUCUAGAGGGCCGAUGGCAGGAUGUCCUCGGCUCAUUAACCCAAACAGGAGAAACCAUGGACGCCAUCUACUUCGACACCUUUGCAGAGGACUACUCUCAAUUGAAGCUUUUCUUCUCAGAGUACGUCAUCGCACUGCUCGCCCAGGAAGGUGGACGCUUUAGUUUCUUCCACGGACUCGGAGCUGACAGGAGGAUUUCUUACGAUGUUUACACUAGAGUUGUGGAAAUGGAUCUGUUCGGCGCUGGGCUCGAGACCACUUGGGAGGCUUUUGAACUGGGCGAAAGUGAAAGGCGGAAGGACCAGGCCUGGGAAGGCGUAAGGAGGAAGUAUUGGACCCUGGGAGAAUACAAGUUGCCCAUUUGUAUGUUUAUGGAAUAGAAAUUACCUUUACGACU
Molecule: messenger RNA, 1199 nt
Organism: Tuber melanosporum (Perigord truffle)
Lineage: Eukaryota; Fungi; Ascomycota; Pezizomycetes; Pezizales; Tuberaceae
Exons: 2
Coding region: 1-1182 (393 amino acids)
Biological process (GO): peptidyl-arginine methylation
Cellular component (GO): cytoplasm; nucleus
Molecular function (GO): protein arginine N5-methyltransferase activity
Source: RefSeq, a predicted model, not a curated record